AUGCGGAAGAUCUCCAGGCACACCGCGAACGGUGGGGACAACCAUCCGAUCAUAAGCAUCGACCCGAGCUUCUUGCCCGACGACGCGAGCCCUCUGUUGGUGUUCGUGAACUCGCGAAGCGGCGGGCAGCUCGGCGGGUACCUCACGAGCCAGCUGAAACAAAAUUUGAACCCGCUUCAAGUCGUAGAUCUGCACAAGACGGACCCGAAGUUCGCGCUGCGCUUAUUCAGCAACUUACCGAAGCUGCGUAUCAUGGUGUGCGGCGGCGACGGCACCGUCGCGUGGAUCCUGCAAGCGCUGGAGGAGCUCGUGGAGAUUGACCCGAAGCCGCCAGUGGGGAUCUUGCCGCUCGGGACCGGGAACGACCUCGCGCGGGUGUUGGGGUGGGGCGGCGGGUACUACAACGACCUCGUGUCCGAACUCCUCGUGCAGAUACAGGAAGCGCACCCCGCGGUUUUGGACCGGUGGGAGGUCGGGAUCAUCCCCGCGGACCCGGAAGGCCCGCCGCCGUCGCCGAAGAAGCGACGGCGCCAUCGGCCGGGGACGGAGACGCUCGUGUUUCAAAACUACCUCGGCAUCGGCGUCGACGCGCAGGCGGCGUUGCGGUUCCACAGGACGCGGAACAUCCGACCGCACUUAUUUUUCAGCGCGACGACGAACAAGAUUCUGUACGGCCUCUUCGGCGCGCGGGACUUUGUCGAGCACUCGUGCGCGGGGAUGAACCAGCACGUGCACGUCAUCGCGGACGGUGUCCGCAGAGAUCUUCCGCCGGAGACGGAGGGAAUCAUCUUGUUGAACAUCAACUCCUUCGCCGGCGGCGUCCGGAUGUGGGAGGGGGGCGACGGCCACGGGAACUCAUCGAUGCAGGACGGGAUGGUCGACGUCGUCGUCGUCUUCGGCGCGUUACACCUCGGGCAGCUCAACUGGGGCGUGGACAAGCCCGUGCGGAUAUGUCAAGCUCGCGACGUGAAGGUGAUCGUCGAGAAAGGGUUCCCGAUGCACGUGGACGGGGAACCGUGGGAGCAGCCCGCGUGCACGAUCGACAUCAAGCUGAGGAAUAAGGCGUUGAUGCUUCGCAGGACCGCGGACGCGAGCGGGAUGACCGUGAAGAAGAUGGCGGACACCCUGGAGUGGGCGCGCAAGCACGAGAUAAUAUCGAACGAUCAGCGCGAGAUGAUCAUGAACGAGGCGUACAGACGAGCGGAGAGCGACCGCUCGAGCGGGUCGCAGCCGCACUCUCGCAGCGCGAGCUUAGGAAACUUGUUCGACCGGCACAUGCGCGCCAAGUCGGGGAGCAGCAUCGAGGACUUUUACUAG
Messenger RNA from Micromonas pusilla CCMP1545, 1317 nucleotides. RefSeq lists its product as uncharacterized. Lineage: Eukaryota; Viridiplantae; Chlorophyta; Mamiellophyceae; Mamiellales; Mamiellaceae. Gene Ontology annotation, molecular function: ATP-dependent diacylglycerol kinase activity. The record is from RefSeq and is a predicted model, not a curated record. The transcript is spliced from 2 exons. Bases 1 to 1317 code for a protein of 438 amino acids.